Molecule: messenger RNA, 1449 nt
Organism: Colletotrichum fioriniae
Lineage: Eukaryota; Fungi; Ascomycota; Sordariomycetes; Glomerellales; Glomerellaceae
Source: RefSeq, a predicted model, not a curated record
AUGGACAACUUCAACAUUUAUCUCAUUCUGGUUGACAAACCAGUCUCCAAUUGGCAACUCGGAGCAUCCCUUGUCGCUGCUGGACUCUCUGUGUGGCAGAGCGUGAUUGCCAUCGUCAUUGGCAAAGUUAUCAUUGCCCUCGUUGCCAUCUUCAACGGACAUCCUCUGCGUGACCUGGUGCUUAUGAACUAUAGUCUUUCGGCAAUCUUCCCAUCGUUCGAAUCACUAGGCAACGUGUUCCCCGAGUCCUCGCACCUCACCACCAAAGACUUCAUUGGUUGGAUCAUCUUCAACAUCCUCCUUAUCCCCAUUCUCUACAUCCGGCCGGAGAGGAUUCAGAAACUUCUUCUGGCUUUCAACAUCAUCUCCUCGAUCACGCUCAUAUCCAUCAUGAUAUGGGCUCUGGCAACAGCCGGCGAAGCAGGGUCCCUAGUUCGCCAAGGGUCUAAGCAAAUGUCCUCGAGCGAACUCGGCUGGCAAAUUGUUCAUGGCAUCACUACAGUUAUCGGCAGCAUUGCCGUCGGUUUGACCAACCAGCCGGACUACUGUCGCUUUGCUCGAAAGCCUGGAGACCAAGUCUUCGGACAGUGGUUUAGCAUCAUCUUCUUUGGAGCCAUCUUCCCUACCUUUGGCUGCUUGGCUGCUUCUGCAACUGGCGUUAUCUACGGCGAACCAAUCUGGAACCCGCCCUUGAUCGUACAAGCAUGGCUAGAUUCAGACUACAACGCCAAGAGCCGCGCCGGUGCCUUCUUUGCUGGUCUUGGCCUCCUGUGUAUCCAACUCAGCAUCAACUCUGUUGACAAUGCUUUCUCCGCUGGCAUGGAUCUGUCUGGUCUGUUCUGUCGGUACAUUAAUAUCAGACGCGGCGCUUACAUCGGUCUCGUGCUGAGUAUCGCACUCUGCCCAUGGGAACUCCUGUCAUCGGCAGCGGUCUUCAUCAGCGUCCUCUCAGCUUACAGCGUCUUUCUUGGUCCCAUCAUCGGCAUCCAGAUCUGCGACUACUUCAUCAUCCGCAGACGCAGAAUCAAGCUGUCAGACCUCUACCACCCGCGUCCAGAUGGCUCUUUCUACUACUAUAAGGGGUUCAACCCUAGAACCUUUAUCGCUUGGGUGUGCGGCUUCGCAACACAGCUCCCAGGCUUUGCUGCCAGUGUUACACCUAAUAGCGUCAAAGUUGCCGAGGGUUGGAUCAAUCUUUACUACCUAGCGUUUCCGCUAGGCUUUGCCAUAUCAUUCUUGUUACAUCUAGGCAUCAACACCAUCUGGCCCCCUCCUGAGGCCGGUGUUAUUGAUGAGGUGGACUACUAUGCGACUUUCACUGACGACGAAGCAAGGAAGCUAGGAGUUUUGCCGCUUGAUACCGAAAUCAUCGAGGGCUCGCAUAAGGGUGUUGAGGGGCACGACUCUGAGAAGGGGCCUCGAACAUGGCUGAAGUCUAUGCUGGGAUAG